Zophobas morio is the source of this 2032-nucleotide messenger RNA. Its product is annotated as cytochrome P450 6k1-like. The coding region runs from base 191 to 1684 and encodes 497 amino acids. The record is from RefSeq and is a predicted model, not a curated record. NCBI's taxonomy places the organism in Eukaryota, Metazoa, Arthropoda, Insecta, Coleoptera, Tenebrionidae. Gene Ontology annotation, molecular function: oxidoreductase activity, acting on paired donors, with incorporation or reduction of molecular oxygen; heme binding; iron ion binding. The transcript has 3 exons.
AACUAGAAUAAAUCGCUAUAAGAUGAAAGGAAAAAGAAAACUGCACAUGUUUCACGACUGUGUCAAUCACAUGUUGCCCUUGGCUCGCUUUAGUUCAAAUUAGCCUCCACCGUCAUCAUGAUUCGAACAAUUAGCUAUCGCUCCGACACCCAAUAGUUCCCAGUCUAAAUCCGGUAAAAGCGGCGUCAACAUGGUACUACUCGUAGCAGUGGAACUUCUUUCCGUUUUCGUUAUCACCCUAAUAGCCGCGCUUUAUCUCUACUACCGACACUGCUUCUCAUACUGGAAAAAAAGAGGAGUCCCGCAACUCAACCCAUCUUUUCCCGUGGGAGACCUAGCAAGCGCGGCAUGGGGCAAAGAGAGCGUGUACCUGCGCUUGCAGCACCUCUACCACAAGUUCAAGGACGCCGGACACAAAUUCGGGGGGAUUUAUUUCACCAACGGCCCGAUUUACUUUCCGGUGGAUCCCGACUUGGUGAAGAGACUCUUGGUGUCAGAUUUCGACCACUUCGUCGAUAGAGGGAUGUACAUAAACGAGGAGAAAUUGCCUUUAAGUGUGCACAUUUUUUCCAUGAAGGGUGAGCAGUGGAGAAAUGUUAGAAUCAAGUUCACACCUACUUUCACUUCCGGGAAGAUGAAGAGUAUGUACAACAUUUUGGUGAAGAUUUCGAAGAAUCUGGUGGACAUACUUGAACCAUUUGGAGCGCAGAAAAUGGAAGUGGAUAUGAAAGAACUCCUGUUGAGGUACACAACUGAUAUUAUUGGGUCCACAGCCUUUGGAGUUGAUGUUAAUAGUUUGACGUACCCCGAGACAGAGUUUGCCCGAAUGGUGGCGAUGAUUUUCAACAGUCCUCCGUGGAAAUUGCUCAAGAUGGCGUUCCAGGAAGGGUUACAGAACCCCGGGAACAUUAUAAAGAUCGCCCACGACAAUAAAACAGUACAGACGUACUUUAACGAUCUGGUGAAAAAAACUGUAGAAUAUCGAGACCAAAAUAACGUCGUUAGAGACGAUUUUUUGAACAUGUUGAUGCAACUGCGGUCUAGUGGUAUGCAGCUUCCGGAGAUAGUUUCUCAGUCUUUCCUAUUUUUCACCGCUGGGUUUGAAACAUCGUCUUCUACCAUGAGUAACUGCAUACACGAGUUAGCCCACAACCAGGACAUACAAGACAAGCUUAGGAAAGAAAUUCAUGAAAAACUGGGGAGGGAGUCUUCUACCUACGCAUAUGAAGAUGUUUUGGGCUUACCGUACUUAGACAAAUGUAUCAAAGAAACUUUGCGGAAGUACCCUCCAGUGGCCAUGCUUAACCGAAUUUGCAUCAAGAAGUAUCAAGUUCCCGGAACUGAUGUUAUCAUUGAGGAAGGUACCCCUGUUCUUGUGUCAGUACUCGGUCUGCACCGAGACCCUGAGUACUUUCCGGACCCUUUGGAGUUCGAUCCAGACCGUUUCAGCUCUGACAAUAAUGUCGUACCUUACACGUAUCUACCAUUUGGUGAGGGUCCCAGGAACUGUAUUGGUUUGAGGUUUGGUCUAAUGCAGACGAAGCUCGGGCUUGCUACGCUUUUGAACGACUUCAAGUUCUUGCCGAGUCCGAAGUCUCCGAGACAUCUGGCUGUUGAUCCGAGUACUACGACUAUUGUGUUUAAUAUUCUGGGUGGUGUUCAUACCAAAGUAGUUAAGGUUUAAGGUUGUGGGAUAAAAAUCUCGCAGAAAUUAUGAGUAGGUAUAAAUUAUACCAUGGUGUAAGUUUAGUUGUUUUUCGUGAUCUGUUAAUAAAAGUUGCGUGCAAAUUGUAACAAAAAUUGGAUAAUAGCUGUUUACAGUGGUACUGCUCAACCGGCACAAGUUUCGUGUUAUUGUUAAUAUUUGGUAAUGAAUAGUUUGUCGUUUGUUAAGUAAACGUUUACACAUAUUGAUUAAGAAGCAUGUAUUUUUGUAGUUAUAAUCUUAAUUAUGCACAAACAACAAAAGUCUGAGGCUUAUUUUUAAAUAUUGGCAUUGUGAAUGUACAUAAAUAAAACUAUGUGUCCCGGA